Molecule: messenger RNA, 1691 nt
Organism: Condylura cristata (star-nosed mole)
Lineage: Eukaryota; Metazoa; Chordata; Mammalia; Eulipotyphla; Talpidae
Gene: MAD2L1
Product: MAD2 mitotic arrest deficient-like 1 (yeast)
Exons: 5
Coding region: 86-703 (205 amino acids)
Biological process (GO): mitotic spindle assembly checkpoint signaling
Cellular component (GO): nucleoplasm; cytoplasm; kinetochore
Source: RefSeq, a predicted model, not a curated record
ACGAGUGGCGGGCAAGUGCUGAGGGGAUCCCCUUCAUUCGCUGCCUAACUGGUGGAAACACGCGCCUUACACGAGAGGCCUAGUCAUGGCACUGCAGCACACCCGGGAGCAAGGCAUCACCCUCCGCGGGAGCGCCGAAAUCGUGGCCGAGUUCUUCUCAUUUGGCAUCAACAGCAUUUUAUAUCAGCGAGGCAUAUAUCCUUCUGAAACUUUUACUCGCGUGCAGAAGUACGGACUCACCUUGCUUGUCACCACUGAUCCUGAACUCAUAAAAUACCUAAAUAAUGUGGUGGAACAACUAAAAGACUGGUUAUACAAGUGUUCAGUUCAGAAACUGGUAGUUGUCAUCUCAAAUAUCGACAGUGGUGAAGUCCUUGAAAGAUGGCAAUUUGAUAUUGAGUGUGACAAGACUGCAAAAGAUGAUGGUGCUCCCAGGGAAAAGUCUCAGAAAGCUAUCCAAGAUGAAAUCCGUUCAGUAAUCAGGCAGAUCACAGCUACGGUGACAUUUCUGCCACUCUUGGAAGUUUCUUGUUCAUUUGAUCUACUGAUUUAUACAGACAAAGAUUUGGUUGUUCCUGAAAAGUGGGAAGAGUCUGGACCACAGUUCAUUACCAAUUCUGAGGAAGUCCGCCUUCGUUCGUUUACUACUACAAUCCACAAAGUAAAUAGCAUGGUGGCCUACAAAAUUCCUGUUAAUGACUGAGGAUAAGGACAAUAAUAUGUUUGUAACUCUCGACUGUAGGGUUUUCCUGAAACCAAGUCAACAAUAGUUGAUGUGUUUUAUUUCAUUGGUUAAUUUUUAGAUGGGGAAAACUUAACUGAUACUUUUCUGAACUGUGCAUAAUCUUCCAUUUAUGGUACCUGUUAGAUUUGCUGUAGGGUUGACAUAAUGGAUUUAUUGCACACUUCUCAGAAGGGAGAUUGCGUCAGGAAUGGGGUAUUGGCUCCCUUGAAGGUGGUAACUGUAAAUGGAAAAGUGUUGGUUAUAAAGCUAAAUGCCUUCCUUGAUCAGACCCAUUGGUCAAGUAACUUGACUAAGAACUUAGACAGGGAAAUAUUUAAAUAUAAAAUAAGUCUGAUAUUCAGAAUAUUUGCUUAUAUCCUAAAAGUAACUAAUGCUAAUCUGUAAGUAAUACAACUUUACUCUUACUAGUUCCUUUUUGAAUUAUUUGCAUAGUUCCCAUAUUGAAAAAAAUUAUAAUUAUUUCUUUUUAAUUUAUAUAAAUCGAACCUGAAGAGCUGUGGGUAUUUCUGUUGUUUAAAUUCCUGUGGUUUGGAACUUUUACAGUGUCUUUGUUUUAUAAAAUCAGGCUUUAAACGACGAAUAAAGCUAAAUGUGUAUAGUUUAAGCAUGUCUUAAAAUAUUUUUAUACUGGUGUGGUAUUAAUACAGUUAAACAGUAGUUAACAAUGCAUUCAGCAUCACUAAUGAUUUCUUGUUCCUUGUAAGUGAUAUGGCCUAAGUUAAUAAUCCUUGAGGGAAUUUCAAUUCAGUGGACAGGUUUUGAUUUUAUUACCCUUUUGUCGAUGGUAGACCUUAAUGAGCCAUCAUUAUUCAUCUACAGUGAUAAAUGUCUGUUGAAACUUAGUUUAGAAAAUGUUGGAUUGUAGUCUUUUUAUAUUCUUAGCUUGUCAGUCUGGCUUGAUUUUCUUUUUCUAACAUUUAUUUCUUUAUACAUACAAGAACUGGGG